Durio zibethinus is the source of this 2321-nucleotide messenger RNA. Its product is annotated as YTH domain-containing protein ECT3-like. The record is from RefSeq and is a predicted model, not a curated record. Gene Ontology annotation, biological process: mRNA destabilization. Gene Ontology annotation, cellular component: cytoplasm. NCBI's taxonomy places the organism in Eukaryota, Viridiplantae, Streptophyta, Magnoliopsida, Malvales, Malvaceae. Gene Ontology annotation, molecular function: mRNA binding.
CCACUCUAGGGUUUCCUUUUUUCCUUCUUCUUAUUCUUUCUCUCUCUAAAUCUCUUACUUUUGCUCUCUAAAUCUACACCCUUUAUCUGUGAUCAUGGCCACCUCUGAUCAAGUUGCAGAUUCACUGGAGAACUUGUCUCUGGAUUCACAAGCCAAGACCACAAAAAUUCCUGAUCCUGUCAAAAAGGAUUUUUACAGUGAUAAUGGCUCUUACAUGUACCAGCAAACUUAUGGUUAUAUGCCAUAUGGGGCAUAUUCCAUUCCCAGUUCACCUCUUCCUCCUAUGGUACAUGAUGGUCAGCUGCAUGCGCUGCAAGAAUACUAUUAUCCAAGUCCUUAUUACCAACCACCUCUGCAAACUAGUCAAGUCAAUGCUUCUCAAGUGGAGGUUUCAACUUUCGGUAUAGCUGAUCAAGCUUCCUUAUCCAUUGAAAAAAAUAAAGGAAAUUUGAGCACCAUAGCAAGUGGUGGGGUUUUGAGUUGUAAUAAUGGGUCAGGGUCAAUAAAAUCUACUUUCAAGAACUCUCCUCUGAAUCCCAAUGCUACCUAUAAAAGAGUAGGCUUCCCAACAGGUAAUCUAGCCCAAGGUUAUCAGGAUCUAAGAUUUAGCUAUGAUGGGAUCCAGUCAACAAUUCCUUGGUUAGAUAUGUCAAUGUCUUCUAAUGGGCAAUCCGAAUAUACUGCAAAUGAUGGAUUCUCUUCUUAUGCAAAUAACCAUUCAUCUGGAAGGAAUCAGAACCUUCAUCCCUUCCCUCAUGUCAUGAAUAUGCACAAUGCAAGAGCACCAUCAGGUGUAGCCCAAUCAUUUGGGUACAUGAACCACAUGUACCCUAACAACAUGACCUACGGUCAAUAUGGAAAUGCCAAUAGAGGUGGUUCUGGUUUCGGAUCAUAUGGCUAUGAUGCCCAGAGGAAGGGAUUGGGGUGGUAUAAUGGUGGUAACAACAACAAAUCUAGGGGUGAUGGUUAUGGAAAAGAGAAUAUUGAUGGUUUAAGUGAGCUGAACAAAGGACCUAGAGUAAAAGGGCAUAAGAACAAGGAUGGUUUUGGAACUGCAAGAACAGCUGUCAAAGAUCAAAACCUUCCAUUGACUGAGAGCAAUAAGGAGAAUAGUGUUUCUGUUAUUCCAGAUAUGGAGCAGUAUAAUAAAGAAGAUUUUCCUGAGAGUUAUUCAGAUGCAAAGUUUUUUGUUAUUAAAUCCUAUAGUGAGGAUGAUGUCCACAAAAGCAUCAAAUACAAUGUGUGGGCUAGUACAUCUAAUGGCAACAAGAAACUUGAUGCAGCAUUCCGUGAGGCCAAGGAGAAGCCUGAUGGGUGUCCUGUAUUUCUGUUGUUCUCAGUUAAUACCAGUGGACAAUUUGUUGGAUUAGCAGAGAUGGUCGGCCAAGUUGAUUUUAACAAAACUGUUGAAUACUGGCAACAAGACAAGUGGACUGGUUGCUUCCCUGUGAAGUGGCACAUCAUUAAGGAUGUGCCAAACGCUUCACUGAGGCACAUAACACUUAAGAACAAUGAGAACAAACCUGUCACCAAUAGUAGGGACACACAGGAGGUUAAUUUUGAGCAGGGGAUUCAAAUUCUCAAAAUUUUUAAGGAUCAUUCCAGUAAUACUUGCAUUCUUGAUGAUUUUGAAUUUUAUGAGGCUCGUCAAAAGACAAUCCAAGAGAAAAAGGCCAAGCAUCAGCUGAUACAAAAACAGAUUUCAAUUGGGGAGCGUAAUGAUGAUGUUGUGACUGAUAACAAAGAAAAUGCAGCUAUAGCAAAGCAGACAUUGGAAAAAUCUGUAGAGGCAGCCUUGAUAGAACCAACCUUUGCAUCAACAGCAGAACUAGUAAAGGCAAAUGGAGAUGUGAAACCCAUAGGAGAGAAGGGAUCAGUUGCUGCAACUGAAGAUGGGCCUACAGAAUCAGUUUGCGUCAUGAGUGCUUGCUAAUUGGCUUCUUAGAUAUGGAAUAGGAUUGUAAUUUUGGUUGGUUAUUAACAAGUUAGCUAAUUCUUUUCUUAUAUUUUGAGUCUCUUUAAUUAGCUGGGACUGGUCUAUAGCUUAUUCCUUAGGAGGUAGCACCUUUCAGAAUUUCCUUACAGCAAAGUAGCUGGCAUAGUGAGACAGAAUGCGACUAUUCAAUAGCCUCUUGAGGGUUUUUUUUUUUUUUUUUUUUGUCAUCUGUUUUCCCUUUUUAAUGAGAAAGAGUUGAGGAAGAAGAAAAAUGCCUAAGGAGAAAAAUGCUACUCCUAUUUGGAUCUUGCAUUUGAUGAAGACAUGGUUUUUGUGUUUUACUUAAAAUUUCUAGUAUAUGGAAAUAAAAGAGCAGUAUUAGAGA